Stomoxys calcitrans (stable fly) is the source of this 397-nucleotide messenger RNA. Its product is annotated as U6 snRNA-associated Sm-like protein LSm5. Gene Ontology annotation, cellular component: U6 snRNP; U4/U6 x U5 tri-snRNP complex; Lsm1-7-Pat1 complex. Gene Ontology annotation, biological process: mRNA splicing, via spliceosome. The coding region runs from base 61 to 336 and encodes 91 amino acids. Lineage: Eukaryota; Metazoa; Arthropoda; Insecta; Diptera; Muscidae. Gene Ontology annotation, molecular function: RNA binding. The record is from RefSeq and is a predicted model, not a curated record. The transcript has 3 exons.
GCAUAGUACAUAAACAUCUCACAUUUUGCGGCAUUUUACUUCUAGCAAAAAGACUGAAAAAUGACUGCGGUACCUCCUCCAACAAAUGUCUCAACGUUAUUGCCUUUAGAAUUGGUGGAUAAAUGUAUUGGCUCCCGCAUCCAUAUUAUUAUGAAAAAUGACAAGGAAAUGGUGGGGACAUUGCUGGGAUUCGAUGAUUUCGUAAACAUGCUAUUGGACGAUGUGACCGAAUAUGAAAACACACCUGAAGGCAGGCGAAUUACAAAACUGGAUCAAAUAUUAUUGAAUGGAAAUAAUAUAACAAUGUUGGUACCUGGUGGUGAUAUACCGGAAUAAAAUACAACAAAAUCGUCUAUACGUAAUAAAGCCGCAAAUUAUUUUUUCCAUUAUAAUGUAA